Messenger RNA from Vigna radiata var. radiata (mung bean), 1335 nucleotides. RefSeq lists its product as uncharacterized. Lineage: Eukaryota; Viridiplantae; Streptophyta; Magnoliopsida; Fabales; Fabaceae. Bases 1 to 1335 code for a protein of 444 amino acids. The record is from RefSeq and is a predicted model, not a curated record. The transcript is spliced from 4 exons.
AUGAUAGUUACAACCUAUUACACGAAGCUAAAAAAAUUAUGGGAUGAGUUAGGCUCCUAUAGUAAUGCAACCUGCACUUGUGGAGCUGACAAUAAAAGGCGCAAAUUGAUGCAAUUUCUCAUGGGGUUGAAUGACUCUUAUAGUGCUAUUCGUGGCCAAAUCCUUUUAAUGAAUCCAUUGCCUGAUGUUACACAAGCUUAUUCUUCCAUCAUUCAAGAAGAAAAACAACGACAUUUGAGCACCGCACGUGACACAAUAGAAGCUUCAGCCAUGGCUAUUCAAAACAAUGAACCAAUAGCCCUUGUUGUUCGACGCAAACAAGGCUCUUCUUCUCGUCUUAAUUCAUCUAAUCGAAAGCUGCUGCAUUUUUCUCACUGUGAUAGAGAUUAUCAUACAAAAGACACAUGCUGGAAGUUACAUGGUUAUCCUCCUGAACAUCCAAAACAUGGAGCAACCAAGAAUGCUUACUCUAAGCACAAUGGGAGUAGUCAGUCUUUAGCUAAUAUUGUUACAACAACUCCAAUGAUGCAAUCGAUGCAGUCUACAAUGCAUGGAUUAAUUGACUUGCAACUCCAACAAAUGUUGUCUAUUAUACAGGGUAAUGAAUCAUCUCAAUCAGCUAAUCCUAAGGCUAACAAUGCCAAUUUUUCUUCAGGUUUGUCACCACCCAAACUUAUAAUUGAUAGUGGGGCUACCGAUCACAUUAUUUCUAAACCAACCUUGCUUGUUAAUAGUAAAGAAAACACUUCUUUACCACCAGUUGUUAUGCCAAAUGGUGACAGGCCCCAACUAUCUCUACUGGAUUUGAUGACGAGGACGACAAUUGGUUUGGGUAAACAACAAGGCGGACUCUAUUACUUGGUUGCAAUGACAUCAAACAAGUCACAAACUCCCAUUCAAUCCAUAGCAACUCAUGUCACCAAGUCAUCUCCUCCUUCAAACACUUCUACUACCUUAUGGCAUCGACGACUAGGACAUCUAUCUCCAUAUAGAUUAGACUUCAUGGCUAAAACUUUGUUAAAUCUCUCUUUAGAGUCAAAUAAAACUUGUGAUACUGGGGAGGUUGCCCAGUUUCCCGAAAAUCAACUACAGGUUAUUGUGUUUUUUUGGGAUCUUCCCUUAUCUCUUGGCGAACAAAGAGGCAGAAGACGGUUUCUCUAUCCUCAGCAGAAGCUUAAUAUAGAGCAUUGGCUGAUUCAAGAUGGCUCAGUCGCAACUAAAUAUGUACCUUCAGCUGAACAACUUGCCGAUGUGUUCACCAAACCAUUGGGAAAAGAAAUGUUCUCUAUCAUGAAGCGCAAGUUGGUAGUUCUUGAUAUUCACUCUCCAAAUUGA